Molecule: messenger RNA, 1702 nt
Organism: Myotis brandtii (Brandt's bat)
Lineage: Eukaryota; Metazoa; Chordata; Mammalia; Chiroptera; Vespertilionidae
Gene: DPH5
Product: diphthamide biosynthesis 5
Exons: 10
Coding region: 84-1049 (321 amino acids)
Biological process (GO): protein histidyl modification to diphthamide
Molecular function (GO): diphthine synthase activity
Source: RefSeq, a predicted model, not a curated record
GGAAAGGCUGCAGGGAGCGAGUUGGGGGGCACCGGGCCCGACGCCGACGCUCUCGCCGGGCUCCCUCCCCCCUGGGCAUUGACAUGCUGUACCUGGUCGGCUUGGGCCUGGGAGACGCCAAGGACAUCACGGUCAAGGGCCUGGAAGUGGUGAGGCGCUGCAGCCGCGUGUACCUGGAAGCCUACACCUCGGUGCUGACCGUAGGGAAGGAAGCCCUGGAAGAGUUCUAUGGAAGGAAAUUGAUUCUCGCUGACAGAGAAGAAGUGGAGCAAGAAGCAGAUAAUAUUUUAAAGGAUGCUGAUGUCAGCGAUGUCGCCUUCCUUGUGGUUGGUGAUCCAUUUGGGGCCACGACGCACAGCGAUCUGAUUCUGAGGGCCACCAGCCUGGGCAUCCCGUACCGAGUCAUCCACAACGCCUCCAUCCUGAACGCCGUGGGCUGCUGCGGUCUACAGCUGUAUAAGUUCGGAGAGACGGUGUCCAUUGUUUUCUGGACCGACACGUGGAGACCGGAGAGCUUCUUUGACAAAGUGAAGAAGAACAGACAGAACGGCAUGCACACGCUGUGCCUACUGGUUAUCAGGGCACGCCUGACCGUUCAGAGGAAGGCAGACGCCGCUUCCCGCAUGCAGUCAGAAUUCCCUGCUGUGUGUGUUACGUGCACUGCGACUAACCGAGACAUCAAAGUAAAGGAGCAGUCGCUGGAAAACCUAAUCAAGGGCAGGAAGAUCUACGAGCCUCCUCGCUACAUGACCGUGAAUCAGGCGGCCCAGCAGCUGCUGGAAGUGAUUCAGAACCAGCGAGCACGAGGAGAGGAGCCAGCGGUCACCGAGGAGACGCUGUGCGUGGGCCUGGCCCGGGUAGGCGCCGAGGACCAGCAGAUCGCUGCGGGCACGCUGCAGCAGAUGUGCUCUGUGGCGCUGGGGGGGCCCCUGCACUCCCUGGUCAUCACGGGGGGCAGCCUGCACCCGCUGGAGGUGGAGAUGCUGAGUCUGUUUCCCGUGCCCGAGGCCAGCUCGGGUCCUCAGAGCACCGAGGAGCCCCGCACAUAGACGCGUCUGUGUGGAGGCUCAUUUCAGUCCCGGUGCUCCUGCCUGAACUGUGUGUGCCAAGGGAACGGGGCUCCUGUUUACCCUGGAAGCGCCGCACAAGCGACCAAGAGCGAGUGGACUCCACGCUCGGUUUCCUGUGCCCCGAGUUCUCCCUCUGCCAUCGUCAGCCGCUGCUGCUGUCCUGGCGGUUUUUCAGGAUGUGAACAUGUGGAGCAGACCACGCGGGAAGCUGGAGGGUGGCACCACCCGGAGACGUUGAAAAGCAGCUUUUCGUUCUGAAGCCUGCACCAGGCGGGACCCCCUUCCUCCUUCCUUAAGUCAGCUGCCUGCAUGCAGGCACGCGGUCCCUCCUGCAGUCGCGUGAGCCUGGCAGCCGUGGGAUAAGGGCUGCAAGCCGAGGUGGGGGCCUCCGUCACACCAACUCCCAGCUCACCUGCCACAGAAUGACUUCCUCCCGAACCGCCGUGUCUUCCUUCGCUGACAUCCUGGUUACAGAGCUCGGAUGUGGCUAUAUUUGGGGCUUAUGUAAUUGAUUGUUAAUAUAAAUGUGCAGCCAGCCAUGUACAGUUGCUCUUUGGUUUUAAAUAGCAACUCACAGCCAAGUGGGAAACUUGCUGACCACAGAAUAAAAGUUUUAAAAAUUUGGGUUUGAA